AUGCUUUACGAGCACCAUUCAAGAUUCCACCAUUCCUUUCUUCCUCUCGCUUCCGGUCAAUCACAGGCGCCGAUGGAGCCGCGAGAUGUUCCGCAAAUGCUGGUAUCCGCAUCAUGCGCCUACUCUUUUAUCUCGAAUCUCAAUUGGGCAUGCAACAAGACGCGGCUGAAUGCCAAGCUAUGGACUUCCUGCGUGCCCACGUCCUCCGAAGAGGCCACGUUAUCCUGUCCUCCUCAUCGUGUUUACCAAGGGCAAUUGGGUCGGGCGAAUCGUCAUGAUCUCUCUCUCUACGGCGACAUCAAACAACUGAAAAUCACCGCACUUAGCGCUGUCCACUCGUGCGAUGGCAACAGCCCUGCGUUCAACGAGUUCGGACCUCAGUACCGCUUCGGAUUGUUUGCUCGCCUGAUCCGCGCGGGUCUCAAGCGGUGGGAUCCCGAGUUCCAAUCACGCAUGCAUCCAGCUUGCUUCAAACUCCCCAACAUCUGGUUUUACGGUGGUAGUGUCUCAUCUCUUCCUCCUAACCACGCCUCGUUCGAGCUGCCAGCCGCCUACGUCGCAGGCUUGUGCGAGCUUCGUCACCUCGGACCAAACGACAAGGCCCUCACCGAGACCCAAAAGCGAAUGCCGCUCAUCACCCUCAAGGGCGACUCUUGCGUCAAGGCAAAAAUGGUGUCCUCGAAGGGCAAUUUCCUCACCGCAUCGUACAUCUUCAACACAAUCAUUCCCAUGCUCAAGAACAUCAAGAAGAUGGUCACUCUCAUCACGCCAUACAAGAUGCAGCACACGCUCUACAAGUCCAUGAUGUUCAAGGAGUGCAUGGCCAACGGACGCACUGACGAUGAGUAUCCUCGAUUUGCUACCUUUGACUCCUCGAUUGGCCGCGAAGCUCCCUUCGUCAUCGUUGAUAUGGUCAUUCACGGACUCGCUCCUCGCGACGUCGGUUUCUUGAAAGAAGACGACCGUGCAUGCAUCAUGAUCACACGGGGGAAGGUUGCCACCAUUUUCGUCAUGGCCGAGAAGGGCGAGGACCGCCACCCUUGGCCCGAGCUUCCGCCAAACGAUGACUCGGACGCGGAUGGUCAGAGCAAUGUCGAGACUGGAUGGGGUGACAGCUCGAGCGAUCCUGCUGUGGAUUCCUCUUGGGAUGCCCCCACCGUAGCAGCCGCAGAUGACCAGUUCAAGGUCGAUUCCUUCACGCCUGAUACUACCGAUCAGACUACCAACAAGCCCGAGACCUUCAAGGAGGGAGCCUCCGCGCCUGAAGCUCGCACGAAUCGCAUCAAGUUUAGCAUCGAUGGUGUCUGGAGAACUGAGAACGCCAUCACCUUCGCUGUCAACUGGCUCAACUCCGAGGACACUGCCUGUGAAGGCGAAAUUCCCAUCGGCUUCAAUUACCUCGAUGCUCCGCGCUCCAUCUGGCAAGACGUCGAGGCGGCCCUCGUGCGUCUUCAUGAGAAGCAGGACCGCAAGGACCCGAACGGCGUCGACGCACGUGAUCCCCACACGAUCGACCUGAGCGAGUCGCAGAAGGCCGAGGUUUUUCGAGAGAUCGCCGUCAUGCGACUCAAAAUUGCAGCCUUAAGAAGAUGCAAAGGGCGGGGAGAAGCGUGA
Molecule: messenger RNA, 1614 nt
Organism: Zymoseptoria tritici IPO323
Lineage: Eukaryota; Fungi; Ascomycota; Dothideomycetes; Mycosphaerellales; Mycosphaerellaceae
Exons: 3
Coding region: 1-1614 (537 amino acids)
Source: RefSeq, a predicted model, not a curated record